AUCUUCAUUCCACCAUCCCAUCCAUUAAAAGUACUUGCCCUGCAAACAAAAUACAACUUGGAAAAUCAAUAUCUGUUUUCCUAGAAGAUCCAUAUUCCAUAGUACGCAUCUCUCUCUUUCUCAUUCAUCAAAUAUACCACCAUUAAUUACUAAGAACUUCAUAAUUCAGUACAACCAUGGGAAGAGCUCCUUGUUGUGACAAAGCUAACGUUAAGAAAGGACCAUGGUCACCUGAAGAAGACGCAAAGCUCAAAAAAUAUAUUGAGGAAUCCGGUACCGGCGGUAACUGGAUUGCUUUACCUCAGAAAGUUGGUCUUAAGCGAUGUGGAAAGAGUUGCCGUUUGAGAUGGUUGAAUUAUCUUCGUCCCAAUAUCAAGCAUGGUGGAUUUUCGGAGGAAGAAGAAAACAUCAUUUGCAGUCUUUACGUCAGUAUCGGAAGCCGGUGGUCUAUAAUAGCAGCACAAUUACCAGGCCGAACCGAUAACGAUAUAAAGAAUUAUUGGAACACGAGGUUGAAGAAGAAGCUUUUAGGUAAACAAAGGAAAGAACAACAAGCUCGUCGUCUUGGUUGUUUAAAGCAAGAAAUGAAGAAAGUGAUGAGUACCACAGGGACUUUCAAUAUGGUCAGUCUUUCUGAUCACAACAGAAACUACAAUCAAUACGUUAUACCAACUCAUCAGAAUCAGCCACAUAUACCUAUUCCGAUGCCUUACCCAGCCCAAGAUCCGGCCGGUUAUAUGAUCGACAAUAACGAUCCAAUUAGAAAAUUGUUGAUCAAGCUUGGGGGAAGGUUCUGUGACGAUCAAAACAAUCAACUACUGGUUCACAACGACAUAGGGAUGUCUGCAGGUAAUGAUCUUUAUUGCCCAACACUCAAUAUUUCACCAACUCAAGAACAACUAUAUGAAAACUCACCUCAUUUGGCGAACGACCAGUAUGAUAUUGAUGGAGUGAAUAAUUUGUCGAUGCUACAAGGACUUAACUGUUAUCAACCAGUUCAUGAUGUUGAUCAGAUGGCGUACUACAAUUCGCAAGGAUUAGACGGUUUCUAUGGAGAGGAUAAUAUGGGAAAUAAUGGAUAUACAAGUGCCGGGACUAGUUCAGUUGAGAGUGCAAAUUGGGCUGAUAUGGCCUCUUUGGUUUAUACUCCUAAUACGGUCAUCACGAGUGACAACUAUGUUCCUCAGGAUUGCAAUGAUCACCAACAACCAGGAAGGAUGCUUAAAGAUUGUCAUGAUUUUGAAGGUGAUUCGAGCUUUCUGAUCAUGUAGUUUUCUCUAUAAUAUAUAUCUAUAGCUGCAAUGUAUAUGCAUGGUAGUAUAUGUAAACUUACUAGUGUAUCGAUGAAUUCUAUUCUAUAGCAUUAGGUUAUGGUUUUCGGAUGAUCGUCUUUAAAUCAUCAUGAAUAAUAAACCUAACUCUGAGAUUUGUUUGUUUCUUUAAAUAAGUAUAUUCCUUAUUUCAAUCUAUCUUCAACUUUGUAUUCUGUACCAAUU
Messenger RNA from Papaver somniferum (opium poppy), 1496 nucleotides. Its product is annotated as transcription factor RAX3-like. The transcript has 3 exons. The coding region runs from base 177 to 1271 and encodes 364 amino acids. Lineage: Eukaryota; Viridiplantae; Streptophyta; Magnoliopsida; Ranunculales; Papaveraceae. The record is from RefSeq and is a predicted model, not a curated record.